Molecule: messenger RNA, 534 nt
Organism: Charadrius vociferus (killdeer)
Lineage: Eukaryota; Metazoa; Chordata; Aves; Charadriiformes; Charadriidae
Gene: LAMTOR2
Product: late endosomal/lysosomal adaptor, MAPK and MTOR activator 2
Exons: 3
Coding region: 1-534 (177 amino acids)
Biological process (GO): positive regulation of TOR signaling; cellular response to amino acid stimulus
Cellular component (GO): Ragulator complex
Molecular function (GO): guanyl-nucleotide exchange factor activity; molecular adaptor activity
Source: RefSeq, a predicted model, not a curated record
AUGGACGGUGCUGGGCGAUGCACGGUGUCAGGACUGUUCACAGUGUUGGGGCUGUGCGUGGUGCCAGCGCCGUGCAUGGCGCAGGAUGCCCGGCUCCUGAACAACGAGGGGUCUUUGCUCGCCUACUCGGGCUACGGGGACACUGAUGCCAGGGUCACCGCGGCCAUCGCCAGCAACAUCUGGGUGGCCUACGACAAGAACGGGCACCAGGCGUUCAAUGAGGACAACCUCAAAUUCAUCCUCAUGGACUGCAUGGGGGGGCGAGUGGCCAUCACGCGGGUGGCAAACCUGCUGCUCUGCAUGUACGCGAAGGAGACGGUGGGAUUUGGGAUGCUGAAGGCCAAGGUAAUGCUGGUGGGGAAGGGGCCGGGGGGGCCGAGGGACAGGGCUGCGUCUCUUUCUGCGUGGGGAAGAGCUGUUGAGGAGGAUGAGGAUGGGAGUGGUGGAGGAAGCUGCCACGCCUGGGACGCCCUCUGUCCUCCUCUGUCCCCCGUGCCAGCCCAGGCGCCGCACCACACCUUUUUCAGGCACUAA